Messenger RNA from Quercus lobata, 1584 nucleotides. RefSeq names its product protein FAR1-RELATED SEQUENCE 5-like. Lineage: Eukaryota; Viridiplantae; Streptophyta; Magnoliopsida; Fagales; Fagaceae. The record is from RefSeq and is a predicted model, not a curated record. The transcript is spliced from 5 exons. Bases 1 to 1584 code for a protein of 527 amino acids.
AUGAGUGCGAACAACAAAAAACCUGAAACAAUCUCACUUUGUGAUAUGGUGGAUGACUUAGUACAUGACGAGUCAGAAAUAAAUGAAGAUCAAAAUAAUGUAGACUUGUCAUUGGAUGAUUCAAAUCAACCUUUUACAUGCAAUAGGCAUUCACAACCACAUCUUGAUAUGGUAUUUGAAAACUUAGAGGUUGCUCGUGCAUAUUAUAAUGCAUAUGCAAGGCGAAAGGGUUUUAGUAUACGAGUAAAUCAUACUCGAAAGAAUAAAGACAAAAUAAGGGUUGGAAUUGAAUAUGUUUGUUCGAAGGAAGGAUUUCGUCGUCAAUGUAAUGAAGACAAUGAAAGAACAGGUCUAGAGCGUGCAGAAACAAGAGUGGGAUGCAAAGUAAUGAUAGGUUUAAAGAAAGUUGAUGAUACAUGGAUUGUAUGUAAGUUUGUGGAGACUCAUAAUCAUGAGCUUCUUACCCCUAAGAGUACAAGUUUGCUUCGUGGGCAUAGAGUGAUAACAAGUGCCCAAAAGAAUCUUAUAGAUACACUCAAUGAGUCAGGUAUAGCCCCAGGCAAGAUAAUGUUUGUGUUAAGUAAAGAAUCUGGUGGUGAUUAUAAUGUUGGAUGUAUUCCAGUUGAUAUUCAAAAUUAUUUGGGUAGUAAAAAAAGAAAGUUGCUUCAAGAUGGAGAUGCUCAGGGAAUGUACAAAUAUUUUAUUGAGAGUCAAUGUAAAAAUCCAAGUUUUGUUUAUGCAAUUGAAGUUGAUGAAUAUGGGUGUAUGGGGGUUAACCACCAUCAUCAAUUUGUGAUGUUUGGAUGUUCUUUGCUUGUCAAUGAAACAACAAAAUCUUAUUCAUGGUUGUUGAAGACCUGGCUUAAUGCAAUGCCUGGAAAUCCUCCUUCUACAAUUAUAACAGACGAUGACAAGACUAUGGCUAAGGCAAUUGCAGAUGAAGAAUUUUACCAUUGCAUCCAUGAUACAAUCACUAUUGAAGAGUUUGAGUUAGAAUGGAGUAAGAUUAUGGAGAAAUAUGGAUUGGGGGAUAAUGAUUGGCAUAUCCUAGUUGUUUUUGUGAAGAAAUCUCUUGUGGACUUUCUUCCAUCACAUUAUAUUUUAGAAAGAUGGACAAUUAAUGCCAAGAAGCACAUUGUACAUGACAUAUCUAGUGAUGUGGUACAGGUGGAGCCUCAAGUUUCUUCUACCAUGAUGAGAUAUAGUUUGAUGCUUCAAUUUUUGGAAGUUGCAGAGGUAGGGUCACAAUCAGAGAAGCAAUACAAGCAUCUUGGACAAACUUUACGAAAAGUUCAUGAGGAGCUUCUAGCCAUGCAAGAUGUUCAUGAUGUUGAUGAUUUAGAAAGUCCUGAUAAUACUACAUUAAACAAUCAAGUAUUAUCAAAUCUUCCAAUUACUUUGCGAGACCCUCCACAUGUUCCAUCAAAGGGAAGGCCUAAAGCUUUGAGACAAAAACAUCCAAAAGAAAAACAAUUGAUGAAAAAGAGAAAAUGUAGCAUUUGCAAAGAAACGGGCCAUGGAUGUUGCAAAUACAAGCUUGAUACCACAUUGGGAGUCAGUGUAUCAACAACAAAGUCAAACUAA